AACAUGGCUGCCAUUUGCGGAAGAGUGGGCUCGUAUGCCACUGCCAGAUUUAGAUGGUAUAAUUCCGUCAAAGCAAUCCAGAACUGUAAACUAUCUCUUCAAUCACAACCUGGUGAUGACAAAAACAAGUAUGUAGACUAUAUUGAAUCAAAAGAAGAGUUCAAACACGUUGAGCGUUUACUGCCACAAUUAGAAGUACCACCUCCACCUAAACAUUCACAUUACCCUACGCCUUCAGGAUGGGUACCACCGAAAGAGCCAUCAGAAGCCUGCCCAUAUCAUGUGAGAAGGACUCGCUUUCAUAACUGGCCAGUAUAUGCACUGUACAAAGCAGGGGGAAAUCAACAUCUUACACAAGUUAGACGAAUAGAAGGUGACAUUUGGGCCUUAGACAAAGAUUUGAAAACUCAUUUAGCAUCUAUUAUAGGGGAAACUGUGGUAUCGCAUGUAAAUGAAGUUGCCAUGACUAUCUAUUACAAAGGAAUAUUUGUACAAGAAAUCAAAGACUGGUUAAAAGACAAUGGAUUCUGAUUCAUUUUUUUCUUGUGUAUAUAUCCUGGCCAUCAGGAGCGAUAUUUAAGUUUUGUCUAGAAUUCUUGCAGUAUUGGACAAAUAAACAACUUUUUACUUUAAA
Saccoglossus kowalevskii is the source of this 634-nucleotide messenger RNA. Its product is annotated as large ribosomal subunit protein mL49-like. Gene Ontology annotation, biological process: translation. NCBI's taxonomy places the organism in Eukaryota, Metazoa, Hemichordata, Enteropneusta, Harrimaniidae. Gene Ontology annotation, molecular function: structural constituent of ribosome. Gene Ontology annotation, cellular component: mitochondrial large ribosomal subunit; ribosome. The record is from RefSeq and is a predicted model, not a curated record.